GGCGGAGCGGAGCGGGCGGAGCGGGGCCGGGCGGGCAGCGCCGGCGGCGGCAGCGCUGAGGUAGGGCCGCGGGCGGCGGGGGGCGAGCAGCGGAGCCGGGCAGCAGCGCCCAGCACCCCGCGGGUGAGUGCCCGGUGCCUUCGUCCCCCUUGAGCCCGGGCCAAGCUCUUUCCCCAGAGCUUUGCAGCCCUGGUCCCAGACAUGGCACCUGGGAAGCCUGGGAAGAGCACGGGGGCCUCAGAGAACCCCUCGGUUACACUUUUCCGGGAGUACCUGAGGAUUGACACUGUCCACCCUAAACCUGACUAUGAUGCAGCUGUGCGGUUUCUGGAGCGUGUUGGCACCGACCUGGGCUUGGCCUGCCAAAAAGUUGAGGUGUGCCAGGGCCGUGUGGUGCUGAUCCUGACCUGGCAGGGCACGAACCCCCGCCUGCGCUCCAUCCUUCUCAACUCCCACACCGAUGUCGUGCCUGUCUUCGAGGAGCACUGGACCUACCCACCCUUUGAGGCAGUUAAAGACUCGCAAGGCAACAUCUACGCCCGGGGUGCCCAGGAUAUGAAAUGCGUCUCCAUCCAGUACCUUGAGGCAAUCCGGAGGCUGAAGACAGAAGGGAAGUCUUUUGCCCGCACCAUCCAUCUCACCUUUGUGCCUGAUGAGGAGGUGGGUGGACACAAAGGCAUGGAGAUGUUCGUGCAGCGCCCUGAGUUCAAAGCACUCAACGUGGGCUUUGCCAUGGAUGAGGGCCUGGCCAGCCCAUCCGACACCUUCAGUGUUUUCUAUGGCGAGAGGAGCCCAUGGUGGAUAAAGGUGAAGUGCAUGGGUAGCCCUGGCCAUGGGUCCCGCUUCAUCAGCAACACGGCGGCUGAGAAGAUGCACAAAGUCAUCAACUCCUUCCUGGCCUUCAGGGAGAGCGAAAGGCAGAGGCUAAAGUCCAACUCAAGCCUGACCCUAGGGGAUGUCACCUCUCUCAACAUGACCAUGCUGGAGGGAGGUGUCUCCUUCAACGUGGUGCCCUCUGAGAUGGCUGCCAGCUUUGACAUCCGCAUCCCACCCACUGUGGACCUGAAGGCCUUUGAGGAACAGGUGGCCACGUGGUGCCGUAGUGCUGGGGAUGGUGUCACUUAUGAGUUCCACCAGAAAUGCAUGGACCAACACAUUACCUCCACUGAGGAGUCGGACCCAUGGUGGAAGGCCUUCAGUGGGGUCUGUAGGGACAUGAAGCUGCAGCUCAAGCUUGAGAUCUUCCCGGCUGCCACCGACAGCCGCUACAUCCGAGCAGCAGGACACCCUGCUAUUGGCUUUUCACCCAUGAACCGCACUCCAGUGCUGCUCCACGACCACAACGAGUUCCUGAACGAGCAAGUCUUCCUGCGGGGCAUCGAGAUCUAUGCCUGCCUCCUGACUGCCCUGGCCUCAGUGCCCCCGCUGCCUGCUGAGGGCUGAGUGCCCGGCGAGGGGCAGGAAGGGCAUGCCAAGCAGAGAGACCCAAGGCUUUGAAAAGAGGGGCAGGGGCUGGGCACAGCCAAUACCUGCUAGCAUGCUGGGGAUGUAGGUGUCAUCAUGCCACACUGACUAUGUUCAGGGCUGGCCUGAUGGUGACACCCACGGGGUUGUGUUCCCCUUGGCCAGGUGCCAGUAGAGCCUCACGUCCAUGUGCCUCCUGCCUUUCCUGGUGUUGUCAGUGCCUCUCCUGUCCCUGUGCCAUCUCUGGCUGCACUGGCUGGGUGGUGAGGGGCUGGCCAGUGCCCUGCUCUGCCUCCCCAUGCCUUGUCCUGCCUCCCUGCCCACUUGCUGGGGGAGCUGGGGUCAGUGCUGCCCACCCUCCCUAUCAAUAAAUCUCCUUGGUAAGCACA
Molecule: messenger RNA, 1853 nt
Organism: Prinia subflava (tawny-flanked prinia)
Lineage: Eukaryota; Metazoa; Chordata; Aves; Passeriformes; Cisticolidae
Gene: ACY1
Product: aminoacylase 1
Exons: 15
Coding region: 202-1443 (413 amino acids)
Biological process (GO): amino acid metabolic process
Cellular component (GO): cytoplasm
Molecular function (GO): aminoacylase activity
Source: RefSeq, a predicted model, not a curated record